UCGCCCGACGUUCUGUCACACAAUUUGUGUGCAAGAAAAAUCAACAAAAAACAAAACAUUUGCUGUCAUUGCCAUUUCAGCAGAAAUUUUCCCUCCAAAAUUGCAUGUGAGUGUAUGUGUUGUGUUUGUCUAAAUGCGUGAACCAUAUUCAAUUAGCAGAAAUAUACAUGUGGCUGACACAACAACAAUACCAUGAUUACCUUCUAGAACAAAAAUCAAAUAAGAAACAUACAAAACUGGAGGCCUUUCUUAGUAAUAACUUAUCGUAGACUAUAAAACACAGACACACAUAGAACGAGACGUAAUCCUAGUAGUUGUUAUCCAAAUCCUCCCCCUCAAUAAUUGCUCAGCAUUCGUAAGAGAAUUUCUAAAAUAAUAAAAUAGAAUAAAAUAAAGCUUUAACAAAAUGGUUUGGGAUUUUGCUGUUGGUGGCGUGACCGAUGAGGUGCCACGCACUAUGGGUCCAGAAUGUGAAAAUUAUAUGACAAAUCGUCGCCGCUUUAUUGAAGCCGUACUAUUUUGCAUACUAUUUUUGUGCGUUAUGCGCUGGGCCAUCAAACGUUUGGAACCCAUACAAUUGCCCGAUGCCAAAGACUUGAACAAACCAUACAGCGGCAUGCGAAUAAUUCUCUUGCUCAUAAUGACAAUGAUCUUUGGUAUUGAGAUGGGCUUUAAACUAGCCAAUAGAUCUGUGAUAUUUGUUUUAAAUCCAUGUCAUAUCCAAACGAUAGUGCAAAUAUAUAUUUUAGCAGCCAAGCCAAGCAAACUAACAACGACACUGUUCCGUGUACAAAUGAAUAAUUUAAAUGGUCCAGUUUUAGCGUUUAUAUUUCCGGAAGUGGAAUGUCGCACCCUACCCUUUGAACAGGCCACCUAUUGGAUACAACAUGCUAUGCUGUAUAUAAUUCCUGUUUAUGUCCUACGCUCAGGCCUGUGUCAAGUUGAAGAUUUCCACGAUUAUAAUUGGUCAAUAAUUGGUGUUGAAUUUCAGCUGCUGUACCAUUUUAGUGUUUUAAAUUAUUUCUCUGUGAAAACUGGCAUUAAUCUUAAUCAUAUGCUUUGCGCUGCUGAAAGUGAUCCCUUUCAGGGACAAAAUUAUCGAAUUGCUGCUGUGAUACAUGAGUCAAUUCUAUGUCCCAUAUUAAAUAAAUUAACGGUAUAUAUGUUUGCCGUACCCGGUAGUAUACAACAUUCGAAUAGAUUGAGUGGAAAUAAAACAUCACUCAAAACACAAAAACAAGAACAGCCACAACAAUAUGAAAAGUUAACAUCCAAAAUGACAGAUUCAUCAACAUUAUUGGAUUCAGCAAAGCUGGACUUACAACAAAAACAACAAAAACAACAACAACAUAAACCGCCCACUAUAAAUAAUCAAUUAUAUUUGCCUAAUGAUGGCGAUGAUGCCACGAUGCAAUUAAAGCAUCGUAAUAUACCGACGGCAGCAGCAACAACAACAACAGCCACCACACCAAAUGACAACAGUAAUAGUAGCAGUAGUAAUUCCAACUAUCCUAGUAGUAGUCAUACACCCUGCGAUCAUCAUCACCAUCAAAGUGUGUUACAACAACCUGAAACGAAAGACAAAGAAGAAGAAGACGACACUGAUUAUGUUCUAGAGCAGGAUGAUGGUAUUGAAAUGGUAAUGUCACCGGUACCUGCUACUGAAGAAUAUAGAAUGCCUACAACUAAAAUUGAUUAGUAUUUAAGCCAACCGAUAAUAAUAUUACUAAUAGUAGUUUUUUCUAAAUCAGCAGUAUAAUCAACUUUUAUCUAAACAACAGAUUACUUGAUAUACAAUGCAUACAUACAAUACAAUAGUCCCAUACUCGAACCACACAUGUAACCAAUGUGAUGUAAGUGAUUAUAAAAAAUAUAUAUAUAUGAUAUAUUAAGGAACUACAAAAAUAAAAUGAAAUAUUGUGAAUAAUUAUAUAAGAAUGUAUUCUAUAUAACAGAACUAAACCACUAUUUCCUUCUUUAAAUUUUGCCCCAAAAUGAUGCAUUUUAAAGAAAAACUGCAUCAAAAUAUCUUAAAUGGGUUGUUCAAUUGUAAAGAUCUGUAAAAAUUACCAAAUAAAAAUCCAAAGUGUUUCAAAGUCA
Musca domestica (house fly) is the source of this 2100-nucleotide messenger RNA. Its product is annotated as transmembrane protein 164. NCBI's taxonomy places the organism in Eukaryota, Metazoa, Arthropoda, Insecta, Diptera, Muscidae. Bases 407 to 1699 code for a protein of 430 amino acids. The record is from RefSeq and is a predicted model, not a curated record. The transcript has 4 exons.